CUUUCCUGCUUCUGCGCUUGCGCGGCGGGCUCUCCCUGAUUGGUCGAACGUUAUCCGCUGGCUUAGCCGAAGGAGAGCGUUUUGAGCGUCCGAAAGAAGCUGUUUGUGAGGUGGAAUCAUGAGCAAAGCGCACCCGCCGGAGCUGAAGAAAUUUAUGGAUAAGAAGCUGUCAUUGAAAUUAAAUGGCGGCCGGCACGUCCAGGGGAUCUUAAGAGGAUUCGAUCCCUUUAUGAAUCUCGUGAUAGAUGAGUGCGUGGAAAUGGCCCCAGGUGGACAACAGAAUAACAUUGGGAUGGUGGUAAUACGAGGAAACAGUAUUAUUAUGCUAGAAGCUUUGGAACGGGUGUGAAGGAACCACUGGGCUCUACUACAAUGCAUUUUUUUUCUUUUUUAAAAUAUCGUUAUUUUGUAUUGUGCAAGAUAUGGGGAAAUUACCCAUUCUUUGUGAGGUUUUUUAAAAAAUAAAUUGCUAAAACUGGGUUAAAAUUU
Messenger RNA from Anolis carolinensis (green anole), 489 nucleotides. It is a transcript of the gene snrpg, whose product is annotated as small nuclear ribonucleoprotein polypeptide G. Lineage: Eukaryota; Metazoa; Chordata; Lepidosauria; Squamata; Anolidae. The transcript is spliced from 4 exons. Gene Ontology annotation, molecular function: RNA binding. Gene Ontology annotation, cellular component: SMN-Sm protein complex; U2 snRNP; precatalytic spliceosome. The record is from RefSeq and is a predicted model, not a curated record. Bases 119 to 349 code for a protein of 76 amino acids. Gene Ontology annotation, biological process: spliceosomal snRNP assembly; mRNA splicing, via spliceosome.